Paramecium octaurelia is the source of this 867-nucleotide messenger RNA. The record is from the annotation of a GenBank genome assembly. NCBI's taxonomy places the organism in Eukaryota, Ciliophora, Oligohymenophorea, Peniculida, Parameciidae.
AUGGACAAGGUGGACAAAUAUUAUUUGUUGGGAGUCCAUAAUUGCAGCUGGUACAUUAGUUGUAUUAAGGACCUGUGCAUUAACUACAUGAUGGAUAACAUUAUAAUCUUGAGACAUAGAUAUUUUUAAGCGAAACUUAACCUGUAUUAGUAUUAGAGGAUGUAAAAGUAAUUUAACCCGAAAUUGAACUUUGUGUUAAUGAUAGUGUAAAAUUCAAAGUUUUAACUUCAAAAGGAGUUGCAUCACAAAAUUUAGUCUUCAUUGUAUAGGUAUUAGGGGAUUUGUAUGGGUAUUAGUAUGAAAAGGAUCCUAAGGAAAAUUAAACUUUUUCAGAAGACCAUGUACCCUGAAAAUAUAAAUCCAUAGAUAUCCAAUCCUAAUCAUUGAAUUAAUAAUUAAAAUAAUUUAAGGCGGAUGGAUAUGUUUUAUUUAAAGUAAUGUAGCUUGUAGCAGGAGAUGUACAAGUUAUAAAAUUUGCUGUAGUUUAGCUUGAAGGCAAUAAAAAAUAUCCUGAAUAAGCAUAUGCAUUUGAUCCAGUGUUUUAAGUAAAUGUCUAAUCAUAAUAUAAGAAAUUAUUCUAAGCUUGCCAUUAGGAAUUUGAAACCUCAAUAAAUCCCACAAGGAUAAAAAUUAUAGAAAAAGGCAUUAAUUAAAUAUAUGAUUAAAUAAAAUUACGCAUUUAUUAAUUUGCAUUUGAGUUAUUUAAUAUCAUUUCCUAAUAUUUUUUUGAUAGUAAAUUUUCAAAAAAAAAUUUUGGAUUUAAAGAAUUUUUUUUGUUUUUGGAAUUUGAUUGCGUAAUUAUAUAAUAAAUAUGUUUUUUAGUAAAAUUUUUCUUGGUAGCAUAAUCAAAAAUUUAUAUAUAUAUGA